Messenger RNA from Dinoponera quadriceps, 2945 nucleotides. RefSeq names its product phospholipid scramblase 2-like. Gene Ontology annotation, biological process: plasma membrane phospholipid scrambling. Gene Ontology annotation, cellular component: plasma membrane. Lineage: Eukaryota; Metazoa; Arthropoda; Insecta; Hymenoptera; Formicidae. The record is from RefSeq and is a predicted model, not a curated record. Gene Ontology annotation, molecular function: phospholipid scramblase activity. The coding region runs from base 1406 to 2209 and encodes 267 amino acids. The transcript has 7 exons.
UUGACUUGAUUUUGCUAUUAGAUAUUUUUCUAAUAUCAUGAUAUCAGCGAUAUCUAACAAAAGCAGCAUAUCCGCACGCAUUUGUGUACAGUUUUGAAAUCAUAUUACAUCAAUAUAUGAAUGCAUGCUAAGCGCUACGUCAUUGACAUCAUUUUGCUAUCUGGGUUAAUUGACAAUAAUUUUCAAUCGUCGAUUGGAUUAAUCAGAGUUUGGUGGAGCUCUUCCCCCAUGUCGCGAUAUCUUUAGGAUAUCCCUAUGACGUAUUUUGGACGUUUCCGCUGUUGGUUGCUACUUUAUAUUUUUCAUGCACCGUGCCGUUUACAUAGAUCGAUCAAUCACAGUUGAGAAUUUCGACACGACGGUCCCGUACUUCCGGUGAUUCUCGAAUGUGAUUGAUAAAUUCGCUCACUACUAAAGUUUCACUGCUUUAGGGUGACUUUCACCAAACCUCGUUUAAACCAAUUGACGACUUAAAAUCGCCGUCAGUCAAAUGUUACCUGCUCUAUCUUGCUAACACAGAGAGAAAUGAUUAAGUUUCUGAUUAUCGUUGAACGAGAAGUUACAGGAUUAGAUUGCUAUUCCACACGCAUCUACCGAUGUCGGUUUGGGUGCGUUAAGUGUCGUUGCGCGAAUAUAAUUUUAUUAUAAAAUAGCUAGGCAAAGACGCAUGCCGUCUCGAUUGCCGAAUCGAUAAUUCUUAUCGUUAUUCAUCGAUUAACUUAAUUAGAGUUUAGUGAAAGUCAUCCUUAUGCUUUUCCAUAUACCGCCGUCCGUUUGAGCGGAUCGAUCGAGAAUUUUGCCACGAUAGUCCCAUGUUUUCCAUAAUUUUCAAAUAUAAUCGGCCGAUUCGCUUAUUGCUCAAGCUUCGUCGCUUUGUGUUUCUCCAUGCGCCGCCUGUUUAAAAGAAUCGAUCAAUCACAGCCGAGAAUUACGACAUCGCGUUCUCCGAUAAUUCUCGAUUUGCUCAUUUAAUUUGUCGUUCUUCAAAUUCCACCGUUCAGGCUUUAUUCCACGUGCUAUUGCAGGCUUUACAGCGGAACGAGCGAAGAGACGACAAUGACAGAGUGCAGAAGGUGCAGACGAACGGAACCCGUUUCUCAGCCCGGUGGCCAAUCACCGAGAGCCAAUCGCGUGGCCCGCGAUGUGUCGCUUUGCCCGUCGGACCUUCAGCGAGUCGAGCAGUGGCGAGGAUCCAAAUCGACGAGUGCACGUCAGGCGAAUCUCCCUUUUCCCACCGGACGCGAGUGUCACUCUCCUUUAUCUGGCGGGCCGACAGCGCGCUAUCCACGACCUUGAGGCCGGCCAGCUGCGACAGAGUCCAACCGGUGUCGCGCCCAUUGGAACCGACCGACCCAACUGCCGCUUUAUUCGAAGGUGAACGAGCGCCAGGUAAACCAGAGGAAGAAUGAGCAAUCCGUACGCCGCGAUAUAUCCGCCAUCGGGUAAGGGACAUCCCGAUGCACAGCAGCCGAUCGCGACCGCGCCGCCGCCCGGUAUGUUCCCGGUGUCGCAGCCUCAUCCAAACGCAGCCGUAACGCCGCAAGGUGGUUGGUCUCCGCCGAAUACGAUAUAUCCGUCAGGCUUGGAAUACCUUAUGGGCCUUGAUUAUCUUUUCGUGAACCAGAAAGUCGAGCUGCUGGAAGUUUUCACUGGAUUUGAAACCAAAAACCGAUACGCUAUUAUGGACGUGACGGGAAAGCCGGUGUUUUACGCGGCCGAGGAAUCGGACGUCUGCUCGCGACUGUGCCUGGGCUCAGCCCGUCCCUGCGACUUCUCCGUGGUCGAUUUGAACGGACGGGAAGUCCUUCGCAUGAGUCGACCCUUCAGAUGUGACAGUUGCUGUUGCCCUUGCUGCUUACAGAUUAUGGAAAUAUAUAGCGGCAAUUUACUGCUCGGCACCGUUACUCAAGAGUGGAGUUUGUGGCGGCCAACGUUCACCGUCCGAGACGCGACCGGCAAUCCCGUGCUGAUAAUAAAAGGGCCGAUCAUUCGUUUCUGCAUCGAAGUAGUUUUCAAGGUGAAAUCUUUGGAUGAGAAACAGAAUGUCGGCGUAAUUCAGAAGAAUUGGGGCGGCUUCAGCCGAGAGUUGUUCACUGACGCCGAUCGGUUUGGUGUGCAAUUUCCGCGGGACCUCGACGUCAAGAUAAAAGCCGUGUUAUUAGGAGCGUGCCUUUUAUUGGACUUCAUGUACUUUGAGAAUCGCAGUUAAUUAAUAAUAUUAGCUUACAGUCAUUGUCGAAGUUUGUGCAUGCGAUUCGUCGGGUAUCCCAAAGGACACUCAAGAGCUUUAAAUGCCUUUCAGCCAGGCGCUUUAGGCGUCUCUUUAAGCGUUUAAAAAAUGAUAUAAUUAAAUACGCCAUGCGAUUAACUGUACAACGGGCAUACUCAACAAAGAAUCUUACUAAUCUUUAAUUAAUAAGAUUAACCAAUGAUAUAAUUAAGAUUUCCGAAUAUACUUUCCGAAUGUUAAUAUUUUCCACACACACACACGCACACCCACACACUCUCUCUCUCUCUCUCUCUCUCUCUCUCUCUCUCUCUAUACACUUACACAUAUUAUUGUUAACUACUUUUAUUAUUUUCUAAUAUAUUUAUAUAACAGUAACCAGCGCGGAGUUUACGGUAAUAAUCAGGAUUACUUUUGUAUUUGGGAAGUUCGGUCUUGCGAAGCUCUCUAUAUCGCUUGAAAGUCGUUUAUUACCCGUCUAAACCUAAAUUGCUACUUAAUUUGCGAUCUAUGAUGAAAAAAAUCGCUACGACUUUGCUAUAUAUAUAUAUAUAUAUAUAUAUAUAUAUUUAACGCUCAUAUAUUGCGUUAUUUUUAUUACCUUACCGUAUAUCUAAGCUGUCUUCCGAAUGUGGAAAACAUAACAGUUACUAAAUAAUAUAAAGGCACAAUAUACACUUCCCCCAAGAGUAUUGUAUAUUUUAAUAUGUGUGCAUCU